Messenger RNA from Artibeus jamaicensis (Jamaican fruit-eating bat), 10896 nucleotides. RefSeq names its product RAR related orphan receptor A (gene RORA). Gene Ontology annotation, cellular component: nucleus. The transcript is spliced from 11 exons. Gene Ontology annotation, molecular function: nuclear receptor activity; zinc ion binding; RNA polymerase II cis-regulatory region sequence-specific DNA binding. Gene Ontology annotation, biological process: negative regulation of inflammatory response; regulation of transcription by RNA polymerase II. Lineage: Eukaryota; Metazoa; Chordata; Mammalia; Chiroptera; Phyllostomidae. Bases 26 to 1597 code for a protein of 523 amino acids. The record is from RefSeq and is a predicted model, not a curated record.
AGCGAUCUCUACAUUGGGAAAAAACAUGGAGUCAGCUCCAGCAGCCCCCGACCCCGCCGCCAGCGAGCCGGGCAGCAGCGGCGCGGACGCGGCAGCCGGCUCCAGGGAGACCCCGCUGAACCAGGAAUCCGCCCGCAAGAGCGAGCCGCCCGCCCCGGUGCGCAGACAGAGCUAUUCCAGCACCAGCAGAGGUAUCUCAGUAACGAAGAAGACACAUACAUCUCAAAUUGAAAUUAUUCCAUGCAAGAUCUGUGGAGACAAAUCAUCAGGAAUCCAUUAUGGUGUCAUUACAUGUGAAGGCUGCAAGGGCUUUUUCAGGAGAAGUCAGCAAAGCAAUGCCACCUACUCCUGUCCUCGUCAGAAGAACUGUUUGAUUGAUCGAACCAGUAGAAAUCGCUGCCAACACUGUCGAUUACAGAAAUGCCUCGCUGUGGGGAUGUCUCGAGACGCUGUAAAAUUUGGCCGAAUGUCGAAAAAGCAGAGAGACAGCUUGUACGCGGAAGUGCAGAAACACCGGAUGCAGCAGCAGCAGCGAGACCACCAGCAGCAGCCUGGAGAGGCUGAGCCGCUGACUCCAACCUACAACAUCUCGGCCAACGGGCUGACGGAACUGCACGAUGACCUCAGCAACUACAUCGACGGGCACACCCCCGAGGGGAGCAAGGCAGACUCUGCCGUCAGCAGCUUCUACCUGGACAUACAGCCUUCCCCGGACCAGUCAGGUCUCGAUAUCAAUGGAAUCAAACCAGAACCAAUAUGUGACUACACACCAGCAUCGGGCUUCUUUCCCUACUGUUCUUUCACCAAUGGAGAGACGUCCCCAACUGUGUCCAUGGCAGAACUAGAACACCUCGCACAGAAUAUUUCUAAAUCACACCUGGAAACUUGCCAGUACUUGAGAGAAGAGCUCCAACAGAUAACGUGGCAGACUUUUCUGCAGGAGGAGAUUGAGAACUAUCAGAACAAGCAGCGGGAGGUGAUGUGGCAGUUGUGCGCCAUCAAAAUCACGGAAGCUAUACAGUAUGUGGUGGAGUUCGCCAAACGCAUUGAUGGAUUUAUGGAACUGUGUCAAAACGAUCAAAUUGUGCUUCUCAAAGCAGGUUCUCUAGAGGUGGUGUUUAUCAGGAUGUGCCGUGCCUUUGACUCUCAGAAUAACACCGUGUACUUUGAUGGGAAAUACGCUAGCCCCGAUGUCUUCAAAUCCCUAGGUUGUGAAGACUUUAUUAGCUUUGUAUUUGAAUUUGGAAAGAGUUUAUGUUCUAUGCACCUGACUGAAGAUGAAAUUGCAUUAUUUUCUGCAUUUGUACUGAUGUCAGCAGAUCGCUCAUGGCUGCAGGAAAAGGUAAAAAUUGAAAAGCUGCAACAGAAGAUUCAGCUAGCUCUUCAACACGUCCUACAGAAGAAUCACCGAGAAGAUGGAAUACUAACAAAGUUAAUAUGCAAGGUGUCUACAUUAAGAGCCUUAUGCGGACGACAUACAGAAAAGCUAAUGGCAUUUAAAGCAAUAUACCCAGACAUUGUGCGACUUCAUUUUCCUCCACUAUACAAGGAGUUGUUCACUUCGGAAUUUGAGCCAGCAAUGCAAAUUGAUGGGUAAACGUAUCACCUAAGCACUUCUAGAAUGUCUGAAGUACAAACCUGAAAAGCAAACAAAAAAUAUUAACCAAGACACUUUCUAUGGCCCUGCACAGACCUGGAGCGCCAACACACUGCACACCUUCUGGUGAUCGGGGUCAGGCAAAGGAGGGGAAACAAUGAAAACAAAUAAAAGUUGAACUUGUUUUUCUCAUGCAUAUGAUUUCCAUUCUGCCUACAGACAUGGACCCUUUUCUGUCUCGACUUCUUGAUCGUUGACCUCUGUUUACAACAGAAGGAGGGCACUAAAGUUGGAGGGUUUCCUUUUCUUGUAGCUCACUGUCCACAGACUUUCUACAGAGUCACCAACCUGUUAGUACUAAGAGAGUCCAGCAAUAAUCGGUGACUGGUGUGCAUAGCGGAGGUUGCAGCAUUACUUUGCACAACUUUGCUCUUUGUUUCAUGAAGGAAGUUUUUAUUUUUUUCACCGAUUAUUGCCAGUCAGCAGGACGGCACGAAAAGGGUCCAUAGCACUAGCUACAAUAGCAUUAUAAUAUAUUACAGGGUAAAUGGGCAUGAAGACUAUAUAUAGCUAAAAGAGAUAUUGUUUAUAUAUUGUUUUAAUUAAUAUAAAAUGUAGUUACUGGUGUAGCUUUUCCUGUUGAAUUGAUAAGGCACUUUCAUUUUGCACCUUUUUCUUUAAAUUAAAUGCUAGCGUGUUCACUGUCGUGUCGCAUGUGCACCAGAAACACAAGUUUAACUGAAAAGGCUUGGAAGGUACGUCGGGAGGUAUUUAUGCUGCUGUUUACAAAAUUACUUUUAAAAGACUGGCUGGUCAUAUCUAGAAAUCACAAUGUUGGAUUCUUUUUUUUUCCAUGUGAAUUUGGAAUUAGAAAUGAAACUCUCCCUAAAUUACACUUUGCAUUUGGGUAAGUUUAAGAACAGAUGUGUUUAUGCUUCAUACAAAGUUGAAUGACAGAUCGGUGCUGUGGACUUAGACUGUCAUGCACAUUAGUUUUUAAAAGCUUUUGGCAAUGCCACCUCAAGGAGGCAGGAGAGGGGAGGCUCGUUUGUGCAAUUCGGUAGUUAUCUAAACUCAGUCCCACGUUGGAAUUCACAGGCUUUGAGAACAAAUCAGAAAGCAGACUAUUGUAUUGGAAUCUAGCUUUUAUAAUAAGAAGGAUCCAAAGAUUCUAGGUGGAGCAAAUGUAUACUCCCCGUGUGAGGACAUGGGGCAUUCACGUUGUGAAUGUUUAUGUUCUUGGUAUAAUCUAGGAACCCGAAGAGUUUAUCUCAGAGUGAACUAUUUCUAGAUUAGCUGCUUCUAGAUGCUAUCAUUCUAGAUUGUUGCUCUCUAUAUUUCAUAGACAAUGAAUGGGAGGGUGGAGGAGGAACACAAUGUUGAACCAGUUUCUGUUAUUUAAAUAUUAAGUAUUUUAAGCCUUUUAAGUGAUUAGUCAGUGCUUGCUGCAAACAUUUACUUUUGUAUUUAUUGUCACUAGAAGACUGUGGACUGUAAUUUAUUUUAUUAAAUAUUUAGAAGAUUAUUUGGCUUUGGUGUUCAGGUGAGAAAUAGUGAGGGCGUUUGUUUUUUUUUUUUUAUUUUGUGGGUUUUUAAACAUAAUUCCCAAUGGGGGAAGGAAGAAAGAGCUGUCUGAUGUACAAGCGUGCAUAUCUUAAAAAUAAGUGACCUUUGGGAAUGUAGGCAUUUAGAGGAUGAUUUCAGUCCCCCUCGGGGCAGGAGUCAAACUUCCUGUCUGACGUCAACAGCCUCGCUUGUUCAGGAAAGGGAACACCCUCCCACAGCAAAAAGGUGGGCGUGUCCAGGCAGCCCUUCACAGUGGAGACAGUGUCUCCUUUACCACCAGGGCCCUCCUGAGUCUUCUGUGGGGACUGCGGCUCCUGAUGUGCGGAGUCACAGCACAGGCUUCCCAGAAGCCUUCACUCUGUUUUAAACUCCACUGACUUGGAAAGGAAGAAGCAGUCAUUCACACAGAAGUGUGUAUGAAGCCUAAAUAACAUCUAAGCAUUUUUUCAAAAAUAUAUUAAGGGUUUAACCAUAAAUAGAAGACAAGAGUAUUAUUUACUUAAAUUUCUUACAAGCAUAUAAAACUUUAUAAGUGUUUAUAUAGAGAGGUUAACUAUAAGCAUAUAGUAUUUAUAUUUGGGCAGGAAGGGUUAAAUCAAAUUUUUAAUUUAAAUAAGCAUAGUUCCUUUAAAAAUCAAUAGUAUUUAUACUCUGAAAAAAGUAUCAAGUGUAAUUAUUUAUUUGUCCAUGUUUUUCCUAUUGUUUCUCCUUUGGGGGGAAUGGUGUAUUUUUACUUUGGUUUGGUUUUGUUUUCUGUUUUUUAUCGUUCUGAUUCACUAAAUUUUAAUAAAGUGUAUUAACUUCUUUUUAACCAAAGCUUUCUGAAUAUGACCAGCCUCAGGUGCUAGUGCGUUAAAGAGCAACUAAACCUAAUUCCAGUGUCCAUUUAUGAAAUGAUACAAGUUCAUUGAAUUUCUCUAAGGGUGAGAGAGCACUUAAUGUUGAACUUAAAAGAAAUUCCCUUUCCCAGAAAGGAUUUUGCAUGUACCUAAUAAAAAAAAAAAAAAAAAAAGUGACAUAAUCACAGUACUAGCUACUCCAUGGUGACACUUCUUUCCGAGCACACCGGGACACAUCAGCAUGCUGCUGCUACAAGGUCUUCCUGAACGAAAAGCAGCGUGGGGACUUCAAGAGCAAAGCCCCUGGACAGGGUAGGGACAGAGUAGUGGAGGCAUGCUCCGUGAGAUGAGAGAACAACUACUGUUAUUUGGAGCAAAGUUGGGAUAUGAAGUUAAACAGUAAAUUCAGCUGAAAAAAAUGAGGUGUAGAAAAUGGUAUGAAAAACUGCAUUUUUUUCUUCCUUGUUAUAGAAACAUCUGUGGGAUGGUACAAAAUAUUUGAUGAUACAGAACAAUUAUUUUGAAUAGUUCUUAUAAAGUUUCCUGAAUUUGAAUGCCCAAUAGUCUUUUAAAUGCUGGAACUGCACUGUCAUCCUGGCCAACGUAAGGCCUCAUAUGCACAAUGGUUGACGGCAAGGAAACGAGGCUUUUGCACAAAGCCUGAACUUCGAUUCUAGUGGUGUCCAAAUGGUUGUAGUGUGUCGUGAAGAAACUGGCCUUGGUCACAGUGCAAUCAAAAGUGCAGGUGAAAGUGCUUUUUUGGACAAUUUGAAAAUUGUGUUAAAGCCGUGGAUUUUUUUUAAGCAUUCGGCAUCCUAGUUUACGUUAAAGCCAUGGAUUUUUUUGAAAGUCUUCAGCAUCCUAAUUCACCCUUCCUAACUUAAAGAAAACAUGACUUAAGACACUGCUUCUAAGUUUGGUUGUUCUUUAUAGUGUGGAUACCCAGAUGUCUGUGAGCGUAUAGGGGUGGGCUGAGGGUCAAGUGAGGAGGGAAUGUAUGUGUGUGUGUGAUUUUUGUGUAUGAUGUGCGUGUGUUGGACUGCUUCUAGGCUACUAAGUGUCAAUGUAAAAGAAAAUGUAUUCAAAAUACUUAAAUCAAAACUAGAAGAUGGGGAAAAAAAGAUUUAUUCUAUACAAAGCCUUGUCUGGACCACUUUAGAGAGACUUCUAUUUUUUUAACCCUUCUAUAAAUAUUUGAUGGCACUUGAAAUAUUCCUGCAAUAACAUGUGAUUUGUGUAAAGAAAAAAAAAGAUUUUGUAAUGUGAAACAAAGAAAGAAAGUAAUGUAAUUUUCUAAAAAAAAAAUACAAACAAACAAACUUUGUAUUAUUUUCUUGAUGGAAUUUGUCUAUCUGUCUUUGGGAAACUUUUUAUUUCAUUGAAUGUGCCAUAGUAGAAAUAUGUGUUUUUAGUUUUAGACUAAGGAAUAGCUGUUUGUGUUCCGACAUUCCAGAAUGCAAAACAACCUAGUAGCAUCUUUAACGAAAGGGUUUAAGUAGGACGUAAGCUUCUCUCAUCGUUGCUUUUUUGCACAUGUUCUUCAUUCCUCUCUAGUGCAAUAUGUACACAGAGCACUCGCGGGUGUACCUGGAUCCCUCAGGGAAAAAUACAUAUUUGUACAGUUGUUGUUGAUGUUGUUUUUUCCUUUUGUUUUUGGCUAAGGAAUGUCGACUGAAUCACUUGUUAUCGUUGAGGGGCAGCCAGAUAAUCAUCCUAAAGCCACUGUUUCAAACAUUGAUUGUUUAAAUCAUGUGUCCUUCCAGUGCUAUUAUUUUCAAGAUACUAAUAAUAAAAAGUUAUUUUCUGACAGUUCUUUGUGCUGAUUGGUGAAAAAAAAAAGGGUAACUAAGCACCUUAUGAUUGACUUACUGUGAAUGACAAUCCAUCUUGGUAUCAGCGAUAGAAGCCCUAUCAUUUCGGAGUUGGGGUUAAGAGUCAGAAACAAUGUGCUCAGGGAUCUCCUAAAACUCUUCAAACAGGGUGGCCAGUACUACUGGGACAAAUUGUGUUUUUUAUUAUUAAUCAUGAUGAUAAUACUAUCCCUCCAAGGCACAAGUGAACUGUAUAGAACUAACUGCAUGUGUGUAUAAACUUCACUAUCAUCUCAUUUUGUUGAGUUUGGAACUUAGGUGUUCUUCAGUUUUUUGUGUGCUUAAAAAUAUCCAGUGACUUCCGGAGCUAUGCCAGUAGAAAGUUAUGCCAGUAUGUUCAAAAGAUAAAUGAAUAGGUCAUGUACCAACAGAGAGCAUCGUUCAAAGUACAGCCCUGCAGAUACCAUUCAUCAUUUCUCAAAUAAUUAAAAUAUCAUUAUAUAUUUAUAGCAUUAUAUAUUAAAAACUACUUCCAACUCUACAUAAUAUGGACAAAAAAAAUUAAACCAAAGGAGAUGAGGGGACCUGGCUGUUGAUGGAGUGAGACAGGUAAAAGAUACGUGUAUUUUUUUAAAGAUUUUAUUUAUUCAUUUUUAAAGAGAAGGGAAAGAAGGAGAAAGAGAGGGAGAGAAAUAUCAGUGUGUGGUUGUCUCUCUGCACCCCCUACUGGGGACCUGGCCCACAACCCAGACAUGUGCCCUGACUGGGAAUCGAACUGGCAACCCUUUGGUUUGCAGCUCAUGCUCAACCCACUGAGCCACAUCAGACAGAGCCUACAACAUUGUAUUUUUUGAUGGCAGCAAACAACUAUUGAUUUUACUGUAUUCUCCUCGGGAAGCAAGCCAAAAAAAUUCCUUUAUGUAACACAAUUCUCCUAUUUCCAUGUUUGUAGUUUUUAAUCUGUUACCUACCUGGUAACAACAACAUGAGCCAACUUUUUUGGUCAUGUUUUCCAUUUUUGAAAUAUGGAUUUGUUAACCAUAUUCCAAUAUAUUGCUUUUCAUAAAAUCAGUUAACCUCAGUGUAAUUGUUGGCUUUGAUUCUUCCAUUUCACACUUGGAAUACACAUUCAGAGAAAGCUUCUUAUACUUUCUUAGGACCACACCAGAGCAUAAUCUGGGAAAACUUUUCAUGUCUUUUAGAUGAAAAAGAAGCCUUUACCUUGCUGCUUUUAAUAAUAAAGACUAUGGAAAUAGGCAGAAAUCUCUCUCAUACAUGUCUACAUAUACAUAUACACAUAUCCAUAUACAAAUACACAUUACUGACAGUUUUAUGUAUUAUAUAACAUUUGAUUGCCACUUCUUAUUUAUAAAAGGAUGACACAGCAGAACCCCAUAAAAACAGCUUUCUACUCUACAUCAGAUCAUGUGCCCAGAAAGGCAAUUGCAACAGUCAGUCUUGAUCUAUUGCUAAUAGUCUAUAACACAAGUCUUCGUUCUGUCCCUAACCACUAGUAUAAAGAGGUUCCACCAGAUUUCAUUAAAGAGACCUUCCUAUGAUUGUCUGUUCUUAAGAGGCAAGACUAACAAGCAAUGGCUUUACCAAACAAUUGGUUUUUCUUCUGGGUUUGUUUGCUUGUUUGUUAGUGUAGGUGAGAUCAGUUUUGUAAGACACUCAGAAAAUUUUUAAAAUAAUCCCAGAGCCCGGUUUCAUACCAAGGAGACAUUGUAGAUGGGGGAGGAGAAGGAGAUCUUCGUGUUUAAACAGACCCUCAGAACUUAGAGCAAUAACCACAUUCAUUCAUUCACUCAUUCUUUCUUUCUUUUUAUAAAUGAAUGACAGAAUAGUCAAUCCAAAUAGGAACAUUUUUUUCAGCAGUGAAACAUGAAAUGGAGUCUUGUGUUAAGAGAGUAAAUAUGAAUAUUUUAAAUGGAUGUCUAGAGAAUCCGUGUUUGCUGUUUACAUUUAGUAUGUUUACCAUGUUAGCAGUAUCAUACUCCUUCUAUUUUUCUUCUAAGAACUAAUGAAAGAUAGCUUGGCCUCAGCUUAGACAUGCUGCACAUGCAAUUAUGCUGUUCUCUAAGAGCAACCAAAUCCCAGUGUUCCUGUGUGAUUCCUUUCUCAUUCAUUAUUACUUCAACGUGGAGGAAUACUAUUUGUUGAAACGGUCAUCACUGAACAAAUUGUAUAUAUAAAUGCAGAUAAUUCUUGAGCAUAUAGUGAAUAUAAUUUCACACACACAAAAAAAAUCUGUAUGUACUGUACACACCUUUCUGAAUCCAAAAUUCUCUUCUUACCACAAUGGUUUAAAAUCUCACGUAAAACAGUGGUAAAUUUUAAACAUUAGGACAUUAGCUGGCUGCUUCUUUAAAUGUACCUGUAUUGUCUGCCUGCUCCUUUUGUGGAGAUGUGUUUUUGUAUUGGAUGUUUGGGCCAAUGGGAGGCUUCAAGCUACAACAUAUUUUCCCAGUUUAAAUAUAUUUAACAUAUGACAAACCCCAGACAAGGCUUUUAAUAUGUAUAAAGAACUGCAGUGUUAGGUGGUUUAUUUGCAAACCGUUUUCAAUGUUGUCCAUUUUUAUGGCACCUUUAACAAUAUUCUUGUUUCCAAAGUACAAAAAAAAAUAGGUUAAAUAUCUAGCCAUAACUGAAUGUCAAGCAAUAAAACAAAUGACUUUUGUGUAUAGACUUAAAAAAAUACAAAUUUUAGACAUCUGCAUGUAAAUGCAAUCUCUUGUUUACUGCUUUCUUCAACUUGAGCAAUUGAUUCCUUAUUUACUAUUAACUUAAGAACUUGUAAUGGCCUGUAAACAUUUUCUCUCUUACUCUUCUUUCAAAUUUACCUUCAUCCCUGCUUUUGAGUCAUAAUAUUUAAUGUUGUUCUGCACAUCUCUAUACAGUUAACUUUUUGGCUCUCAUUCUGUAUAGAUAAGAAGAUGUUAUAUUAUAAACAGCCUACUCAGUGCAAAUAUUUAUCUGUUUAUCAAAUCCACAAUAUGCUGUAUAAUACUGGUUUUACUAUAUAAUCUAUUUUAGACAUAGCUGUUUAGAACUAGAGUGUGCUAUUUUUGUGUUUUUCUGAUGUGUGGUGCUAGAUAAGUUACUUUUGUGAACAAAAAGAAAAAACCCUUUUAUUCCUAGACAAUACCACCUUGGGUCUUGUUAAUUUCACUGAGUAUAACUAUAUAUUUGUAUAUAUAUACAUAUAUAUAUAUCUCUACCUGUGCCCAACUGGCAGCUGUAUCAGAGUGCUGGAUUUGGGACAUGCUUUUCUCUUUAAAUACAUAAUAUCAUUAUAUAAAUUAUUCUAGAGUGUAUUUAAUUAGGAUAAAAUUACUUCCUUAGUAUGGAUAUUUGACAUCUAUAGGGUGAAUUUGUUUAUAAAUAUGGAUAUAUGAAAACUUAUUAGCAAUUAUUUUAUGUUUGCUACUUGGCUUUAUACCAUAUCUCCUGAGCUGAAAAAUAAUUUGCCAGGCCUUCAAGAUCCUAAAGAAAUACUCUAGUUUAAUGGAGUAAUACUUCUUUUUUCUUACUAAGGAAUUAUAUUAUUGACAUCUGACAGGGUUGUGUACUUAGCUCCUAUUGUAGAUAAUAGGAAUUUAUAUAAAAUAUCUUUGGUGGCUUGAUGGCCACCUUUUCCCUCCUACCUGAGCCGUGGGAAGUCUGAAGACAUCCACUGUCGUGGCAGAACAUGGGCCAUAAAGCAGAUUUGACGAGGGAUGUUCUGCGCUAGUAUGACCUCAACCAGUUCCAUGAACUGCACGUGAAGGACCUUCAUUUUAAAAGUCAUUUAUAAUGAGCUUAGUUAAACUCCUUCACCUAUUCUCCCAAGACCUAUUGGCACUGUUAAAAAUCCAAGUAUAUCAAAUAUCUAACUAAGGAUGUAGUUAACCUUAUUAAAUAUUGAUUAGAAUUGUUCUGUAAUAUUACUGAAUUUGUAAGAUCUUUAGCAAAGAUUUUUGAGCAAUUUAUAAAUAUAGAGCAAAUGUUUCUGUUUACUGCACUUUUUGUAAUUGAAGGUGAUAAAUUCUCAAGCCAGGGUUAUUGGCUUCCGUGCACUGCGUAUUUACCCACAAUUUAGACAUUUUCCAUUUUUAUGGAAGAGUUGCUAUUACCUUAAUUAUAAAUGUAAUCAUGUGGUUAAUGAAAGCUAAUGCUAAUAGUUAACCUUUUAAAGUGAAUUGGCUACAGUUUAGGGGGAAAUCUCUUUUAACACAAAUCAUGUCAUUCCUUAUUGCUUUGCUUAGAAAGAGAGGGGAAACUUUUUUUUAAGCACCAUUCAGUAUCCUAAGCUUCCUGAAGAUAGAGAUUGUAUUUCUUUGUGUCUGUACAGUGGCCAGCACAUCAGCAUUUGAUAAUUGUUAAAGGACAACAUGUGCCCCAAAUUCAAACUCUUUUUCUGGGUUGUUACGGUAAAUUUAUAAAGUAUGUCAAGCCUUAUGGUUCACACUGUCUUCUACAACCAAGUACUAAAAUACACAUUUAAAAAGACCACGUGAAAUGCUGAUUCUAAUUGUGUGUAGGUCUUGAGGAUUAAGCACACAAAUGUCACAAAACUCUGUGAGUAACAAACUCAGCCUUCUGUAAAUAUACAUGCGAGUUUGGAAACAGUAAUACUGUACCUAUAAAUAUAUCUGUCUGUUCUGUGUACAGUAUGUAAAAACUCCUUUUCUGCCACACUAAAAAUGCAAGCCAUUUAUGGGUAUCCUAAAAAUAGUAUUGUACUAAAACUUUGCUAAUGAUCUUUAUUGGAGGAUCAUCCAACUUUUCACAUCAUUGGGUUUUCUUUUCAAUUCACUCUUACAGUAGUCUGCUUAUUUCCAGCUGUUUGUUAUUUUAUUGUGUCCUGAAUUUAAAAAAAAUAUUUUGAUUCAUUUUGUAAAUACAAGCUGUAAAAAAAGAGAGAUUUAAUGUUGUCUUUUAAAUACUCCGAUUUUCAUUCUAAUAUGAAUGUUGUUAUAUUGUACUUAGAAACUGUACCUUUAAUAUUACAUUACCUUUAUUAAAAGUGCAUUGAACACAUCAAUUUUAGAUGUGCUUUAUGUACUGUUAUCCUAUAAUAAAACUUCAGCUUCUAAUGGAA